Messenger RNA from Anopheles maculipalpis, 11316 nucleotides. RefSeq names its product cubilin homolog. Bases 1 to 11310 code for a protein of 3769 amino acids. Lineage: Eukaryota; Metazoa; Arthropoda; Insecta; Diptera; Culicidae. The record is from RefSeq and is a predicted model, not a curated record. Gene Ontology annotation, molecular function: calcium ion binding. The transcript has 15 exons.
AUGUGGUUUAAAUCGUGCGCCCUGGCACUUUAUGUGCUGUUCCGGGUGUUGUGUUCUGUGGAUGGUGGAUUUGAGAAUCAGGCUAAAAUACUCGCGACCAAUGGGCACAUUAUCAUUGAAUCGGCACAAGACCGUAACAUUACCUUUUACAUGAAGGGCAGUGGCCAUUUAAACAUCGGCGGUCUUAGCGUGGAGCAGGUGCUGCGGACACUAUCGAAAAUGAUGAUCGACGGUCGAACGUCCACCGACGGUCAAGCUUUUCUGCCCGGAGGCAGUGUAGCCGAUCAGGUUCAACUGCUGGUCACAUAUGUCAGCGGUCCGUUUGGGUUGAUUAAACGGGUUGAAACACUCGAGCAGGAAUCCUCAACACGCAACACCACACAGAUGAAUCCACGCAUCUCGGUCCUGGCACGCCGCGUAAGAAGCGUCGAAACCAAGCUCGCUCUCCUGAUGACAACGCUACAAACUAAUCGGUGCGCCAGUGGACCGUGCCAGAACGGUGGUACGUGUAUCGCUCAGUACGAUUCGUUUAUGUGUCUCUGUCCGAGCAACUGGGAGGGACAAACCUGCACUACGGAUGUAAAUGAAUGUGCACUGUUUGCUGGUACCGAUCUUGGCUGUCAGAAUGGAGCCACCUGCAAAAACGUACACGGUGGGUACAACUGCAUGUGUACCGAUGGAUGGCGUGGAAUACACUGUAAUACACGCUCGCAAGACUGUGCCACGGCUGGCGCGGAUCUGUGCGGACACGGAACAUGCGUGCAGGCAAAGGAUGGGUAUCGAUGUAUCUGCGAUCAGGGCUGGAAGACCAACGGGUUGACACUGGCUUGUUCGCAGGAUGUGGAUGAGUGCAGUGAAUCGAAACCACACUGUUCGAAGGAUCCGGAAGUGAGCUGUAUCAAUCUGCCGGGAUCGUUUGUGUGUGGCCCUUGCCCAGCCGGUUACACCGGGAAUGGAUUCUACUGCGUCGACAUUGAUGAGUGUGAGACGAAUAAUGGGGGCUGCAGUACAUCUCCAUCAGUGCCCUGCAUUAAUACUAGAGGAUCUUAUCGCUGUGGAAGCUGCCCAGCUGGAUAUACUGGAGAUGGUCGAACUUGUUUGGCGCAAGGCAACCGAUGUGUACCAGGACUUUGCCAUCCGAUGGCAAGAUGCGUUGAUUAUGGAAGUGCCGUUCCAAACUGCAUUUGUCUUCCGGGAUAUACAGGAUCUGGAUUUGGACCGAACGGGUGCUACCGUUCAUCGAUGAACCCAUGCGCCAGUGCGCCUUGUAGGAAUGGCGGCACCUGUGUGAAGAUCGAUGCACAAAACUACAGUUGCACCUGCCCACCGGAUACGAAUCCACCCAACUGCAUCCGAACAACUUCACCCUGUGAUUCAAAUCCCUGCCAGAAUGGUGCAACGUGCGUUGCUGCCUGGGGUGGUUCUGGAAGGUUUGGCUGCCGUUGCCCGCCAGGCUAUACCGGACUGCGCUGCCAAACGUCAACACGCACUUGUGGUGGAAUUCGGUUCCAAAUUAAUGGUACGCUACGAUAUCCGGAGUUUAACGGUACUUACAACCACAAUGCACGCUGUGCUUGGUUGAUCAAAACGAACGACACGCAGGUGCUGGACAUAACGUUUACAAAGUUCGAUUUAGAGACUCCGGUCAGCUCGGGCGAAUGCAAGUACGACUGGUUACAGAUACAUGACGGUCGUACAUCGGCGGCCCAGAUUAUUGGACGCUUCUGCGGAAACGAACUCCCUCGUGGUGGUAAUUUCCAAUCCACACACAACAUGCUCUACCUCUGGUUCCGAUCGGACAACUCCACCGCACACGAUGGUUUCGAGUUGCAGUGGAAGAGUGUUGCUCCCGUGUGUGGUGGUACGAUACCGGUUACCAGCCAUGGUAUCAUAACGUCCCCAGGUACACCCGGUAACUAUCCACCGAACAGAGACUGUAAAUGGUUCCUGCAAGCACCACAAGGUCGCCGAAUCCAGUUCACCUUCUUCACGAUGAUGAUCGAGGUGCACGAAAACUGUAACUACGACUUUGUGCAGAUCUCUGACGGUGUGUCGGACGAGGGUACGGUACUGGCCAAGUACUGCAACACGACCCAUCCACCACCAUUGAUUACGCCCAGCCAUGAAGCGACCGUUUACUUCCACAGUGACGAGAGUGGUAACGAUGCCGGGUUCCAGAUCAGCUAUGCCGUCGUGGAAGGUGUCCCAGGCUGUGGUGGAACAUACACACAGCGCGAGGGUGUAAUUAGCUCGCCCCUAUCACAAACCGAUAACGUUUAUCCGAACAAUCUUAACUGUGAGUACCUGAUCAAGCUUCCGAUCGGCAGCCGGGUCGAGAUCAAGUUUAGCAAAUUUCAUCUGGAGCAAAGUGAAGCCUGUAAAUUUGACUAUUUGGAAAUUUUCGACGGUAGCAGUACGGAGGAUGCCUCCCUUGGCAAAUUUUGUGGCGAUCGGAUGCCACCGUCAUUCACCUCGACCGGGAACUCGCUGCUGCUUAAGUUCCACACCGAUUGGUCGGCACCGAAUCCUGGAUUUAGCCUUGUGUACAAGAUCAAGUGUGGCGGUACGUUUACCGAUCCGAGUGUAGAAAUUGUGUCGCCCUCGUACCCUCAGAUGUAUUUAGCGGAUCAGCUAUGCGAUUACAUCAUCCACGCACCGCUUGGCAAGGCGAUCUCGUUCGAUUUCCAGGACUUUGAUAUUGAGAAGAACAGCUUCCCGAAGUGUGAGCUUGAUUACGUUGAGCUGUACGAUGGGCUGUUGCCAACGAACGAAACACUGCUCGGACGGUACUGCAGCACGAAGCCACCACCGACGACUUUAUCGACGAAAAACGUGCUUCUUUUACGUUUCGUGUCCGAUGGUUCGGUGGCCGGGCGUGGUUUUAAGGGUAAUUUCUCAUUCUUCGACGUUAGCUGUGGUGGUGUGUUGAUGCGCGAGGACACCAUUAUACGAUCGCCAACGAUUGCGGAAACUGGAAAAUAUCAGCACGAUGCACAGUGCGAAUGGAUCAUCGUUGCGCCGGAAGGUCACGCCAUACAGCUGACGUGGAAUAGCUUCGAGCUGGAGCUGAGCGGACGGUGCGCAUACGAUUACGUGCAGGUGUUUGACAAUUCGUCGCUCGCGAACAGCCUGGUAGGGCGUUACUGUGGGUCGGAAAAACCACCAGCGAUCACCAGCACGGGUAACAUGGUUACGAUACGAUUUGUAACGGAUUCGUCCUCCUCUAGGGAUGGAUUCAGUUUGGUGUUUAACUUUAUCGAUGUGGAGAAAUCUUGCGGUGGAAAAUACUUUGCAACGAGCGGCAUUAUUCGAUCACCCGGAUGGCCCAAGAAUUAUCCCUCCAACCACGACUGCGAGUGGGUCAUCACGGUACCGAUGGGACAGCAAAUUAAGCUCCUCGUACACACGUUCCGUAUGGAAAAACACAAGACCUGUCGCUUCGAUGGACUCACCAUACGAAACGGUGGUACGCAACACUCACCCCUCAUCGGAGUCUUUUGCGGAGAGGACGAUUUUAAUGGCACAAUCUCAUUUAGCCACCAGCUGUAUCUUCGCUUCUACUCGGACAGUUCACGCAACUAUGCAGGCUUCAUGAUCGAAUGGGAUUCAGCCACGACGGGAUGCGGAGGUGUACUUACCUCGCCGCGUGGUUCCAUCAUUUCGCCCAACUAUCCGCUUGACUAUGGACGGAAUGCACUCUGUAUAUGGCGCAUCUCGAUGAGCGAAGGAUCCGCCAUACACAUCGUGUUGACCGAUAUAGAUAUGGAGAAUCACAAGGAGUGUCAGUACGACUAUCUAGACAUUUACGAUGGUGCUGAUAUGGGCGGCAGAAAGAUGGGUCGCUUCUGUAGCACUGAGACGGAUCUUAUCGUAUUGGACACCGAGUCGAACCACGCGCUCAUACGCAUGCGUACGGAUGAAACAAAUCAGGGCCGUGGAUUCCAGCUCAAGUACAACAUUAUCUGCCGGCGGAACAUUACCGGGUUUGGUGGGAUUAUCGAAUCACCGAACUUCCCGAACGAGUACGCCGCAUCGAUGGACUGUCGGUGGACGAUCAAGGUGCCACCGGGCAACAAGAUCAAUCUGGAGUUCUCUCACUUUGACUUCGAGACGAUCAACCAGCAGGGACUGGACAAUGCCACCCAUCAGCGCUGUCCGUUCGAUUUCGUCGAGGUGCAGGAAAUGGGUUCGGGAGAUUUGCCCGUGGUACGUCGGUACUGUGCCAACAAACCGGCCCCAUUCGUCAGUAUGGGUCGGUCGGUUGAUUUAGUUUUCCACACGGAUGCUAGCGGCGAACAGAUGGGCUUCCGGGCCGAGUGGUCUAUCAAUGGGUGUGGUGGACUGUUGACGAAACCGUACGGAAGGUUCAGCUCACCGAACUACCCGAACCAGUACCCGAAGGAGACGGAGUGUCACUGGACGAUCCGGGCCGAGCCGGGCAAGCGGAUCGAUCUGGCGGUGGAGGACUUUCACAUGGAAACGAACGAUCAGUGUCGGUUUGAUGGUUUGCACAUUGCGAAUGAUGCCAACUUUACGCACCAGGUGGCGAAGAUUUGUCACGAGCAGCAGGAACCGGUACAUUUACUCAGUAGCGGUACUGAUCUGUAUGUUAAGUUCUACAGUGAUUCCACCUUCACGUACAAGGGUUUCCAGGCAGUGUACAAGACGGUCGAAUCACAAUGUGGUGGCAAGAUAACGCUACAUCAAGGUUUUAUCAGUUCGCCCAACUAUCCGUUGAACUAUCCAGCAAACGCGUCCUGCUCCUGGUUGAUCAAAACGGACGCUACACACACACUGCAGCUCAACUUAAAGUCGCUAGCGAUCGAACGCUCGGACAACUGUACGAAUGAUUCGCUGCAGGUCUAUGAUGGCUCUGCAGCCGAUGUGGAUCGCUUGCUGUUGACGGCAUGUGGCAGCGAGUCCAAUGUAAGCUCUGUAUCAUCCACUGGCCAUGAGAUGCUGGUCACAUUCCAAUCCAACAUCAUUAUCGAGGCGAAAGGAUUCCAGGCAGAGUUUAAGACGUCUUGUGGCUCUCGGAUCGAAGUUAAGCGGCCUGGUAACAUUCUACUAAACAAAGCACACAAGAUGUCCUCCGAAAACUGUACCUGGAUAUUGAUAGCACCGGAACCAACACAGCGCAUCACGAUUACGAUCGCCCAUAUGAGCGUAGUGGAUGUUGAGGGUGAUUGCUUUGCCAGUUUGACAGUGUACGAUGGGGACGGAACGGAUGGACCGACACGAUUCGAAGGCUGCGGACAUAAGAUCCCGCCGGCGAUCGUAAGCCGUGGCAAUGCGCUGACGGUACUGAUCAGCUCGGAAGAUGUGCUGCUGAGCAAGAUCGAUAAUCUGUACGUGGAGAUCACGUACACCACUCUCGAUAAUGCGUGCGGAGGAAGCUUAACUGCUUUGAUGGGUGAGUUUAGCUCACCGAACUAUCCCGACUCGUACCCGCUAAACGUGGAGUGCGUGUGGAAGCUGUCCGCUUCACCAGGCAACAAGAUGACACUAUUCUUCAAGGAGCUGGACAUUGAUUCGACGGAAGAUUGCAACGGUGACUAUCUGGAGGUUCGAGAGCAAGAUGAAAAUGGUCCGUUGUUGGGUGAUUUUUGCGGUAAUCAAAUUCCUUCGAAUCUUACCGAAGCAAGCAGCUUCUGGAUAAAGUUCCGUUCGAAUGAAGUCGGUGUAGGGAAAGGAUUCUUGGCGGAGUACUCUUACGACACGCUGAGCGAGGUCACCGGAACGAGCGGUACGAUAACAUCGCCAAUGUAUCCAAGAAGUUACGCCAGGGCAGAUAAUAUAGGGUGGCGCAUUACCGUCGACAUAGGAUCGGUGAUUGCGAUCAACUUCAACCGUUUUGCCAUUGAUCGUCACACGGACAAUCCGGACAUGUGCGAUGGUACGCUGGUGAUAUUUGAUGGUUACGACGAAACGGCCGCUCCUUUGCUAAGAGGUUGCGGAUAUCUUAAGCCCGAUCCACUAACAUCGACCUCGAACGUCGUGUACAUCGAGCUCGAUCAUUCCGACAUCAUGGAAUCGUCCCUGUUUGCGCUAAACUGGCAGCAAAAAUUCGUCAGCAAUGCGCCAAUUUACCCGGUGGACAAUGAAAACUACUGCAACGGGCAUGCAACGAUCGUGCUGAACAGUACCGACACCACAUUCAAUCUCAGCUCUCCGGGCUAUCCGACCGGGUACCAGAACGGUCUCAACUGUAGCUGGAUCUUCCAGUCCGCAUUGCCCGCCUACCAUCCAUUUUUAAGCUUCGGAUACAUAGAUCUGGAAGAAUCGAGUGACUGUCUGGCUGAUUACGUGGAGGUGUUUAGCUCAUCCGAUCUAGCCACGUGGAAGUCGUUCGGACGUGUCUGCAGUUUCGCGAUCCAUGGAACGUACAAAUUCCACGGGACACCCCAUCUGAAGCUGGAAUUCCGAACGGAUUACUACCAGAACCGGACCGGAUUUACCGGAACGGUAUUUCUACGGUGCGGUGGUCUGCUGACCGAUCCGAAUGGAGUGAUCACGCAGCCUGACGCAAUGCCGACGGUUCAGCCUGGCAUGCCGAUUAAUCGGCUCGAGUCGUUCGAGUCGUGCAAUUGGAACAUUAGUGUACGGGCCGGGCGAACAAUUGAAUUUACCUUCGAAAAGCUUAACAUUUCCGUCCAGCCAGCAAGCCCACUGGUACGUAACGGUUAUGUCGCUAUCAUGAAUGGAAUCGACGAGCUUUCGCCACUGCUCGGACGGUACAGUGGAACGGACAUUCCGAGCACGAUUAAAACCAGCAGCAACCGUGCAUUCGUACAGUAUCGGCCAAGCAUCAGUGGACCGAACCAGUUCCGGUUGGUGUACCGUGAGGUAGGCAUUGAAUGUGGCGGUAAUGUGGUGCUGAAUGCACAGCUCAACUCCACCGAUAUCAUGACCCCGAACUAUCCGGAAGUACCGCCAGCCCACACCGAAUGUAUAUGGCAGGUGUUGGCACCGGCCGGUGAGCUACUGCGGGUACAACUGAUCGGAUCAUCCUUGCUACCCCGUAUGCCACAGUGCAAAAUGGAGUACGUCCAGCUGCGUGAGGGUCUCACGUCCAAUGCACCGGAGCUGCUACACUCCUGCUUUGGCGAUCUGUCCAAGCGCAUUAUGACCGGCACGAAUGCACUCUCGGUAAAGUACUUUAAUGAUCGUACCGAUCCGAACGGAGGUAUUAAGCUGCGCGUUACGUUAGCUAAGUGUGGUCAAACCGUGCGAGGUCCACGAGGUUCCAUAACGUCCAAAAAUUAUCCCCAAAUUGGAGGCUAUCCGGCACCGGCUGUCUGUGAGUACUACAUCCAGGAGGGUAUGUACGGUACGCUGAACCUUUCGUUUGAGGAUUUACAUCUUCCGACCAAAGCGAAUUGCAGCAGUGAAGAUCAUGUGCGCAUCUUUUCGAUACUGCCCGGGAUCAACAAGACGGAGAUCGAGCUGGGCAAGUUCUGUGGCACCCAGGUACCGACGCAACCGAUCGUAAGUGUGGUACCGCACGUGAAGAUCGUCUUUACUGCCACCACCAUGAACACGAUCUAUCGUGGAUUUAAGCUUAACUACGCGCUCAACUACAGCCGCUGCAGCCAUUCGCUGGUGUCGGAUUCGGGAGAAAUUAGCAGCCCUGGCUACGGGGAGGAAUUGCAAACGUUCUCGUUCUGCGAGUGGCGCAUCACCGUACCGGCCGGGCGACGAGUCAAGGUAGAGUUCCUAGAUUUGGACAUACAGGAGAAUGGCGCACCGUACCUCUGGUUGCAACGUCUGUCAUUGUUCGACGGUGGAAGCUAUCAGGCACGCAUCAAGCUGAUCACAUCGGAUGACAAAUCCGUCCCGAUCUAUGCUAGCGAUAACCGUAUGCUAAUACAGUACCUGUCGCGAAUGCAAACCGGUAAGCGUGGAUUCCGCCUACGCUAUUCCAGUGACGAACCAUCGGUUUGUGACGGUAAUCUAGAUGGAUGGCAGGGUAGCAUUAUGACACCGGUCAACGUCACCACGAUCGUGUGCACGUACAAGCGCACCCAGCACACCCUGUCCCAGCAUCCAAGCACACAGCCGAACGUUGGCACGCUUGCGAUGAAUUUCCGCGAGCUGUAUGCCGGUUCCUUUGAACGCAAUUGUGUGGAUGUUUUGCGUGGAGCAGGCGUAAUGGGUGGUUCGAAUAUGUUGAAGAAAUUGUGCCUAAAUGCGACGAAUGAGAUGGUGCUAUCGCCAUUCCACAACACCAUGAUCAAUGUAUUGCAAUCAUUGCCGUACACUGGAAUGAUUGGAUUCAAGAUGGAUUACCGAGUGCACCAGUGUGGAGGUGUGUAUGGGGACAUUAGCAACAUAACCCGCCCAUUAGGUCUAGAUCUGGUCGAUGUUGAUGGCAUACAUUGUGCGUGGUAUGUGGCCUACCCGGACCAGACACUGAUCAGCAUCGCGUUCGACCGAUUCCAAAUGCAGCUGCCCUGCGAACAAGAGUAUUUGCUCGUGUACAAUGGUCCCGGUCCAAUGAGUCCUUUGCUGGGGCGGUUCUGCAAGGACUCACCACCACCGGCCGAAUCUAUCGCCACCCAGAAGCAUCUACUGUUCGUCGAAUACCAUAGCGCACGAGCUAAUGCAUCGGACAAGGUUGGUGACUUUGAGCUGCGCUUGAGUAGCAAGAAUUUUGGCUGCGGUGGUACACUGCAUCCGAUUACGUCCACCUUCGGGUCACCGCUCAAGGAUGGGAAGUAUUCUCCGAUGCAGGAGUGUGUGUGGUUGCUGAAGGCGAAUGCUGGCCAGCACAUUGGAGUUCGAUUCAUUAAUCGCUUCAAUCUGGAGAAGAGUCCUAACUGCACGAAGGACUACGUGGAGCUGUUCGAUCAGCAGCGGAACCAGGAGUGGGUAAGUUUGGGACGCGUCUGUGGUAAGGAUGUGCCGCCGCCCUUUAACUCAUCCGGAACCAUGAUGAAGGUUGUGUUCCGGACGGAUGACACCGGUGAAGCGGAUGGGUUUACCAUUAGAUGGGAUUCUAACUGUGGUGGAAUAUUCUACGCGGAACAGGAAACGAAUGUCAUCGUCAGCCCGAACUAUCCGGCCAAGUACAACAACAUGCAGAAGUGCAACUACACUAUCCUGGCGAACAGUUCUGACGGUGGUAUCGUGUUUAACUUCCUAGACUUCGAUCUCGAGGAUUCACUCCUAACAUCACUGUGUACGUACGACAACCUGACCAUUUACCGGAAGCUCGAAUUUGCCGAACCCGUGACCUGGGAAAAGGUUGGCACUUACUGUCGCAAAACACCUCCAGCACGGUUCCGCGUGAAGGAUCGUGCCGCAAUCGUCUUCCAAACCGAUCGUUUCAUACAGGCUCGUGGCUUCCGCUUUGAGUAUAGGCUGGACACGUGUGGAACCAACAUUACUAGCUCGAUGCGCAUCCAGAGUCCCGAACAGCUACCGCCUGAUGGUACGUACCGGCCGGCGCUAUCCUGCCGCUGGUACAUUGACAUUCCACCGGGACAGAAAGUGACGGUACGAUUCGAAACGCUCGAAAUCGAACACACGGAAUCGUGCUACUUCGAUACGAUCGAGGUGUUCCGUGGACUGGAAGCAAACCAUGACCAUCGGUUGGCAUUGCUUUGCGGUAAUCUGACCGGGCACGCCCCAGCCAUCGCAAUCAGUGGCAGCCGGUACGGUAUGAUAUCGUUCAAGACGGAAUCAUUCUCAACGACCCUGGGGAAAAUGUCCGCCCUGGUACUGUACACGCCGGACUGUGACAAACAGAUCACCCUUGACGAUCGUUCACCCAGCUACCGGCUGAACGUGAUUGGCAGUGGAAACAACCACGUCCAAGACUGUCAGUACGUCUUCCAGGCACCGAACGGCUACACGUUGCAGGUAGUGUUUGAUCAAUUCCACGUGGGAUCUUCGCGCAAUGCAUCUUUGGCAAACUGUACGGAUGACUUUGUAGAGUUGCGGGACGGUGGAAGCAUAUUUUCGGCCCUUAUUGGACGCUUCUGUGGUAAUAAUGCUGUCAGUCCUCAGACUAGCUUUGGGUCAACGUUGCACUUACGGUAUGCGACGGAUUCCGCACUGCGAGGUACACUCUUUGAUGCAACCGUCCGUAUGGUUCCUUCCCUGUGUGGACCGAUGCAUCACAAUCUCACGGGUGGUGCGAUAAUUACGCUAAACACACCGAACUUUGGAGGAAACAACAAGUAUCCACCGAACACGAAAUGUUUGUGGUUGUUGGAGGCUUCGGCCGGGAAGCAGGUCGAGAUACAGUUCUUAAAUUUGGACCUGCAACAGUUCGAUGAGAACAGCUGGGAGUGUAAGGACUAUAUUGGCAUCCGGGAUGCUUCGCUCAAAUCGGUCAUCUAUGAAGGACUUGGCAAUUCCCUUAUCUUUAACGGCAGAGGAGCUAGUAAGGCCAGUUUCUAUCAUGGCACCCGGUACGCGAACGCUUACCACGUCUACUGCGGCAACAACUAUCUGCCCAGCACCUACAUAUCAAUCGUCAACCGGGUCUACAUUAGCUUCGAAAGCGACGCAUCAAUUGAAGCCAAGGGCGUUUCGUUGCGUGUUCACGAAAGUAACCUGUGCGCCAAAAACUACACCGCUCUCCAGGGGCGCAUCGUACAGACGGAAAUGCUCAAAGAUCAGCGCUGUACAAUCACGGUGCAGGUACCACAGAACUACACGAUCGCACUCUACUUCAACACGUUCUACCUGUACAACGUUGACUGUGCAGUGCAUGCGCUCAAAUUUUACGGUGGUCCCGAGGAAAGAGCUGAUCAACUGCUGGGAGAGUAUUGCCAUUUCGCAACACCGAAUCCGAUCUUUACGACUGGCAACUACCUGCGUAUCGUACUGCCGGCAACGGAUCGAGACUUAGUAUCGCUACAGCUAGACGCUACGUACGUUGCCACCGACCAGGGUCAGGGUUGUGGUGGGGAACUCUACAACUACGGUGGUGUGUUUAGUAGCCCACUCUAUCCGGCCAACAAUCGAACACGGAUGGAGUGUCUGUGGACGAUAACGGUACCGAACAAUCUCGUGGUAGCGCUCCGUUUCGAUGUGUUCGAUCUCGGAAGCAAAUCAUCCUGUGCGACCGAUUAUCUGCAGAUUCUCGAUCGUAAUGACGAAUCGACGAAUGUAGAGAACGUAACUGUAGACAAGGCAAAGAUCGUACGACAACAUUGUGGCGGAGAUAAGCCGGCAAACUAUAUUAGCAGCGGCAGUACGGUACAGAUAUGGUACAAGAAGACGCAAAACUUUGCCGGCGUCGGUUGGAUGAUCAAAUUUAUGGGCAUCGAAAAGGGUGCGGGCGUUAAUGAAUACUAAAUGGGA